UGUACCCCCCGAGAUCUGCUGUCGCUGGCUGGUGAUGUUCGUGAGUGGAAGCGGACGGAUUCGAGAGCUUCAUCUGUUUCCAUGCUGGUCAAUUUAUUAAACACAGCAGAGGGACUCCACACACAUAAUUACCCAAAAAAUAAUUAUGCACCUAGUACAGUCUUCGCGAAGGAAAAGGGGAGCACAUUUAAAUAAAUAAAAAUUGAUAGCAAAAGGUUGCUAGGGUCUAGAGGGCCGUCGUCCUGGACCCGGGCGUCAUGAAUGCCGCGAUGCUGGACGCAGCAAGGUGGAACACACGUCUCUCGGCUCGGUUGGAGUGGGCUUCUCUCGCAAACACUACCUUACGCCCCCUGUCACCUUGAGUGCUAGUGUCUUAGCGACAUGUGUCACGGCAGCCAAUCAGCGGCAACCUGUUGUAAUCCGGGACCUCUCAGCCCAGAUGACCCAACGACAGGGCUCCGAUUUUCCCCCAUUUGUCGUCCGUCGCUCGUCAUUGGGGAGCGAAGGAGGAGACCAGCAGGCAGAGACAGGCCCAGACGCGGCACGCAAAGCACAGUUGCAGGGCGUCCCGUCCGUUCUCGUGAUUUUCUGCCACCAACGGGCAGCGCCACGCUUUCCUGUCCCGAUCCCCUCCCAUCAUCGCCCAGCAGCAGCUUGUGUUCGACACACACCACGCUACAAUACACUACACUACUCGCCAUACAUACGCUUUCACUGUUCCCUUACGCGCUACAUUACUCGACCAGGCCCUAACCUGCCUUGCUAGACCAACACCUGCCUCGUCCGAGAUCAACACAGGUUUCCUCUUCAUUCACUUCUCACCCACGCCCCUUGCCAGGCCUAUCCGGUACCUCUCACCGCCCGGUAAACCCUCCCAAAGAGCCCGCUGCCCUUGCCAGUCAACGAGGGGGGCUCUUACAUGUCUGGCAACCCAAGAAACAUCAGUUGUUUUCUCCUCAGCAUGCACUCGAAAUCACCAUCUUUACUCUCUUAGGCCGCGCCUUCACUUUGCCAUCCCGCCUACCCACCCACACUUCGUGGUCCAACAAGUUUCCGGGCCUUCAACAACACCCGACCUGAACCCCCUUGGCGUUUGGCCCAUCCGCCUUACUUCUCUCUCCCUCUUGCUGUCUCUCACGCACACCACACUGUGUCUGUAGAGGAACAACCAAAGGCAAAAGCCCUCCUUCAUGCCUUGGGAACUGGUGGCGACCCUCUGGCCUCUUUUCUCCCCCCCGGUCUCCGAUUCCCGCCCUCCUGCCGGCUCUCUAUAGCCACUUCCUGAGGUUGUCAUCAGCCCUGUGGAUAGGUCUCAUCACGUCUCCUGACGCUCUUCCGGACUGUCGGCCGUCGACCGUCGAAGCACCUUUGCAUCGUAGUGGGGUUGACUACCUUUGACUCGGUUUACCAUCUUCUCUUCAUCUGUACACGCCGCUUUCGACCGUCCCUCCGUUGGUUAUCUCCUCUUUACUCCGAGACUGUUUCUUUUCUCCGGACGUAGUAUUGCUUCUUUCGCCGAGGCACCAAGUCUCCCUAAUCUAUACCCCCCUCCCCUUUUCGUGUUUGUGAAAGUCCUCUUUCACACCCCGUCUCGAUACCCUCGCAUAUUCUGCUGCAGUCAACAACCCCCCUAUACGACCAUUAUAUCACGCCCCGAACGAAUCACGCCUCUCCUCGAAUGGCUAUGGCUGAUGGCAUAUCCCCGGCGGCACAGGGGUUGGCGAAGCAGCCCCCCUCAACCAUCCGAACCGCCCUUCCAUCCCGACGAAUGUCUCCCAAGGCCCGAGAUGGAGGACCGUACGACGCUGUGGAGCACGCGAGAGGGCCUAGUCCAGUGGGCAGAGGCGAGCACUUCGAGCCAUCAGCGACUCUGCGGCCGUAUUCCCGACGUAGUCCGUCGAGCGAAGCCACGUCAAUGUCCCAGGCCAGGAGUCCGGUCUCCAUUUCCAGUGAUGGCUCCCCGAAGGAUGUCAGGUCAGAACCAAGACCCAGUCCGGCGCCAACGACGGCGAGUUCGUCAUCGGGUCAGACGGGCCAGGUGUGCAGCAACUGCGGUACGACGCGGACACCUUUGUGGCGGAGGUCUCCCCAGGGAACGACGAUAUGCAACGCCUGCGGCCUGUAUCAGAAGGCAAGAAACGCCUCGCGGCCGACCAACUUGAAGAAGCCCCCGCAUCUCGUUGCCGCGGCGCCGAGGACUGCUCCUCCGAAGAUCGCCCCUGCGCCGGGUCCAGGUCCAAAAUAUCUCGGUGCCCCUGCCCCGACAUACGUCACCGAGGAACAGCAACCGUCGGGUACUUGUCCGGGUGGCGGGAAAUGUAACGGUACGGGCGGUGCUGAGGGCUGCAGCGGUUGUCCAGCCUACAAUAACCGGGUGUCAAAGUCUGCUCAUCUGAAUGUCGGUCAGGGGCAGGGUUGCGGCGGUGCUUCUUCGAACCAAUCUGCGGGCGAGCCGAUGGCCUUAGACGAUCCUGCAGCUCCGGUCGACAUUGCUGCGUUGCAAAUCCAGGGGCAAAACCCGAAUCAGACAGUUGUGAUUGCCUGCCAAAACUGCGGCACUACCAUCACUCCGCUAUGGAGACGAGACGAAAGUGGCCACACGAUCUGCAAUGCUUGCGGUCUAUACUACAAGCUUCACGGAGUCCACAGACCUGUGACGAUGAAGAAGUCGAUAAUCAAGCGACGCAAGAGGGUUAUCCCAUCUUCGUUCGGUGGCGAGUGGACCGAGGAGAUGCUUGAGGGGUCCGAAACGCAGAGUGUGGCCCCAGAAGGGAGUCCCGAAAGGGGCACCAUGAACGAGGACGGAUCUGUUAAUCUGGGCUUCCGGCGUCGCGAGGAAAACAACAUGACGAUGCUCCCGGGUCCCAACCUGCAUCAGAACCGACAAGGCUCCCCGCUGCCGUCACACGAUUUAGCUGCUUAUCAGUCAUCGAGUUCUCGGACUUCGCAUCCCUAUCCGGGGUCGCUCAACGACGACAACCGACUCGCUCCUAUCACUUCGCUGGGCGCCGCCGGAGAACGACAAUCGUCGCUGUCGCCCGCUUCUUUCCUCUCUCUGUCUAGGAAGCGAUCACUGUCCGCCGAGGGAAACCCGUCGGGAGACGGUGGACCCGAUACCUCGAAACGACUCUCGUCCAUCAAGUCAAUUCUGAACCCAACCAGUGCAGACGAUAGCCCUGCAUACCAAUCAGGAAGCGACGACGCGGCGGAGCACUACGCCCGGUCUGCCAUGUCUCCCCCCGCCUCCGCGCCGAGUCCAGGAUCAUAUUCUAACUCCCACAUGACUCCUCUUCCAUCUCCAGGGCCGAGCAGCCAGACAAGUAAUCCGGGGUACAGGCCAGAAACGGAAAGGGUCAAGGCGGAGAAGAGGGCGGCUUUGGUCCGAGAAGCCGAGAGGAUGAGGGAGAUGUUGGCGGCGAAGGAGAGAGAACUGGCAGAGCUGGGCCACGAAUAAACGAAGCGAGAACGCAAGUUCCAAAAUGAUGCAAACGAAAACGGAAUUAUCCACCUUUGAACUAUCUGGGGAACAUCACGGGCACACACUAUGGCUUUAGGAGUUGCUUCUACAUUAUUCUACGCUACGGUGGCGGCGGGCUGGAGGGUUUAUUUCACUUUUUCAGAUGGGGUCAUUCCACCCGGGGCGAAGGUAAAAACACAAAACGGACAGGGUCUGGCCUUACACAAAAUGGGAGAGGACGGCGUGCUUUCCCCCCCGAACGCAUUCUGGCGUACUUUUCGGAAGAAACCAGCAUCUCGAAGCUUUCCACCGGCUCACGACACGGCGUUUCUUUCCUUGCGACAACCCGAUUUACCGGUUAGAUCUCAGGGGGGAGGUUUAUCACGGACGAGAGAAGGAAGGCUUAAGGGAUCGGUUUGGAGUUUUUCUUUUUGUUGUAUUUUCCAAAGUUUCCUUUCUUGAUGCCCUCGGCUUAGACACUGGGCACCCAUCAUGUAGUAAUUGGGCGAGGCCGGGAAAAGGGGUUAGCAUCCAAAAAAGGGUCGGACAUGGCAAGAGGCGUCACCGGACGACGACGACGGUGGUUGGUCUACAUUUUCUUGCUAGGGUCUGCGUGUGUAUCAAUGUCUCGCAAGAGGAAGCAAAGUAUCUGCUCGCAUUCCAAUCCCAAACGGGGUGUUACCUCUUUUUACACCGAGUAUUCUCUCACAGUUUCCUU
Molecule: messenger RNA, 4175 nt
Organism: Colletotrichum destructivum
Lineage: Eukaryota; Fungi; Ascomycota; Sordariomycetes; Glomerellales; Glomerellaceae
Product: Putative Zinc finger, GATA-type, Zinc finger, NHR/GATA-type, transcription factor GATA
Exons: 3
Coding region: 1679-3454 (591 amino acids)
Biological process (GO): positive regulation of transcription by RNA polymerase II; negative regulation of transcription by RNA polymerase II
Molecular function (GO): RNA polymerase II cis-regulatory region sequence-specific DNA binding; zinc ion binding; DNA-binding transcription factor activity, RNA polymerase II-specific
Source: RefSeq, a predicted model, not a curated record